Messenger RNA from Alosa alosa (allis shad), 2890 nucleotides. It is a transcript of the gene senp5, whose product is annotated as SUMO specific peptidase 5. Gene Ontology annotation, cellular component: nucleus. The record is from RefSeq and is a predicted model, not a curated record. NCBI's taxonomy places the organism in Eukaryota, Metazoa, Chordata, Actinopteri, Clupeiformes, Clupeidae. Gene Ontology annotation, molecular function: deSUMOylase activity. Gene Ontology annotation, biological process: protein desumoylation.
CUAGAUCGUUCCACCACAACACUUGAGAAUCGUGGCGAUUGUCCAUAGAUUGAUAAUGCUAAACGAUGGGAACAUAUUUGAAAUCUAUUGCAUGUGUUUAAAUACGUCUGUACCCGCCUGAAGCGCGUAAGUGGUGGAUUUGGUAGCGUCAGAGAGCAGAACCUGUGAGCAAAUCCUCCCUGGAGUUGACAGAACCGGGCGCAGUGUGGUGCUAAGAGGGUGUGUUCUGCAGCUGUGGAUGCGGUGCAUGUUCCACCGGCAGCACCAGGCGCCACGCAGGAAAGACAGCGCUGAGAACCAGAGGAGAACACAGAGCGUGGAGAACCGGCGAGGCGCCCAGAAGGCCAAGCACGUGUCGCGUGUGUCCACCCUCAGGGGGAAGCGUCUGCGUGGCCACGUUCGCACUUACCUGUCCAGCCUGGGCUCUGAGGCUGGCCUGCUGACCCGCCAGGUCCAUGGGGCCGCCCUGCUGAAGCAGCAUUGUCCCGGCCCGCAGAACCUGCGUAGGAAUGGGCCGCAGGCUGAGAUGAGGGUCCCCGAUCACAGCAGCCCCGACCCGGACGCGUCCCCACCGGCCUCGGACCCGACUGCAGCCCAGACGCCAGAGAAUGGACGCUCGCGGAGGAGGCGCGUGCCCAAGACCUGCGACUGCUGUGGGCCCAACAGCAAAACUACGGUGGCCGGCAGGGGACAUACUAAUGACAAGACGGGCAGCCACACCCAUCCGGGAGUCAAGAAGAGGGGCCGCCGGAAGAAGGAGGAGUCUGUUGCCAAGGUGACGACAGAGAUGGACAUGACUGUGGACAUGCAGGAGGCGGAGCCUAAGAGGGAUGUACAGGAGGGGGAGGGGCGGGGCCAAGACCAAUGUCAUGCAGAAGGUCAGCCUGAAGGUCAGGCUGAAGAUCAAAGUGACGAUCAGGCUGAAGGUGGAGUUGGCGUCCCCCAUCUGCACGUCUCUGGUGCUGAGAUGGAGGCAGACCAGCAGGCAGCCAAUCAGGCCCCAGCGCUGACUCCCAUCCAGUCACACGACCAGACUGCCAGCCGGUCGGCGCCCUCGGAGCCGACUCCUCCUGGCCUGGUGAACGGCACGGCGGAAAGCUCCGAGGUGGAGGAGCCCCCGCUGCCCAGCGAUGGGGAGAUGGAAGUGGAGGCCCCUCCUGUGGCCCCAGCCCCUGCCCCUGACCCUCUGGACCAUUGUGUGCCCCCCCCCAUGUGGGACCACCACUACUGUAAGAGGCCGCCGGGCCUCGACCCCCCCACAGACAGCCCCCCGCACACACAAACUCACACACACCCCGCAGACAGCAGCCAUGAAGGAGUCGUAGACCUCAUUCACGAAUACCUUGAGGACUUUUAUGAGAAGUACGGCAGCUUCAUUCCUCUGUGUGAGACGGAGAUUCACGAUUAUCUAAACAAGAAGUACAACACUGACCUCAGCGACAGCAGGAAGUUGAUCCACUCGGAGGUGGCCAAGUACAAGGCAGGCCUGGCCUCUGUGUCCAUGCAGCACUUUAAAGUGAGCCACAACAAGCACACACUCACCUUGGAGGACCUGUCCACGCUCGACCACCACAACUGGGUCAAUGACCAGGUGAUCAACAUGUAUGGUGAACUGAUCAUGGAGGCUGCCAGCCAUAAGGUUCAUUUCUUCAACAGCUUCUUCUACAGGCAACUAGUGGCUAAAGGCUAUGAGGGAGUGAAACGGUGGACCAAGAAGGUGGAUGUGUUCACUAAGCGGCUGCUGCUGAUUCCGCUGCACCUGGAGGUGCACUGGUCUCUAAUCACAGUGGACGUGACCAGUAAGAGCGUCCACUUCUACGACUCCCAGGGGAUCAUGUUCAAGUACGCCGUGGAUAACAUCCUGAGGUAUCUGUUGGCAGAGGCCAGAGAGAAAAAGCAGCCGGGCUUCCAGAAGGGCUGGAAGAUGCUCAUCAACAAGUGUAUUCCUCAACAGAAGAAUGAUAGUGACUGUGGAGUCUUUGUGUUGGAGUACUGUAAGUGCCUGGCUCUGAAGCAGCCUCUGCAGUUCUCUCAAGAGGACAUGCCUAAAGUCCGCAAGCGGAUCUACCAGGAGUUGUGUGAAGGCAAACUCAAAGACUGACCUUCGUCCAGGGAGACUUAGCGUCGCUAAUGGACACUGACCGUCGUUAAGGAGACCUACCAGGGAUGCCUCGCUGCUAGUAGGUCUCCUUAGCCCUGGGUCAAACACUGACGUGCUGUUCACGAAACUUGUUACGACUGACCGAUAACCACCGGUAAAGGGGCCCUUGUAAACUGACCACCGUUAAGGGCUCUCUUGAGGACAGAUGGCUGUUACCGGGGCCUCUUAAAGUCUGCUGCGUGCUGUUAUGUCUGUGACGGGGAACCGGUCCCUGGGUCUUGUGUUCUCUGGCGGGCCUUGGACCGGUCCCUGGGUCUUGUGUUCUCUGGCGGGCCUUGGACCGGUCCCUGGGUCUUGUGUUCUCUGGCGGGCCUUGGACCGGUCCCUGGGUCUUGUGUUCUCUGGCGGGCCUUGGACCGGUCCCUGGGUCUUGUGUUCUCUGGCGGGCCUUGGACCGGUCCCUGGGUCUUGUGUUCUCUGGCGGGCCUUGGACCUGCCUGCUGGAGGAUGGAUGGAUGGAGCAACAUACCCCCCCCGACCGAUGAAGGACAGAACGACGGGAUGAAAGGAACGGGUGUUUAGCCCUCUUUUCUUCUCCUCACCAUUCCUCCCUUCUCCUCCGCUGCUGGAAAAUCACACCAUCCGUCCACUGCCCCACAGCAACCUGCUGCUCUCACACUCUCCUCCCACACACACACACACACACACACACACACACACAUUCACACACUCUUAAUCCCUUCCUUACACACAUACACACACUUAAAAACAAUACUCAAUCACACACAC